Messenger RNA from Drosophila eugracilis, 659 nucleotides. It is a transcript of the gene Os-C, whose product is annotated as antennal-specific protein OS-C. The record is from RefSeq and is a predicted model, not a curated record. Lineage: Eukaryota; Metazoa; Arthropoda; Insecta; Diptera; Drosophilidae. The transcript has 2 exons. Bases 20 to 481 code for a protein of 153 amino acids.
GCACAUUCAAGUUAACAAAAUGGGCUUCCACAUGGGACGACAGCUGCUGCUCUCCGGAUUCCUGCUGGUGAUGCUUCAAGUGGUGACCCAAACGCAGGCCAGGCCACAGGAUGUAAUCACGGUUGCCAACGAGGAGACAGAGGUGGUGAUCAAACAGGAAGGAGAUGGCGAUGGCGAUGACGAUGACUCCUCCUCUGAAGAAACAGUUGAGGAUUCGGAGGAAAACAGACGCAGGCGGCGGGAGCUGAUCACGGACAAUGCACCAUCGGCUCGAGCGGCCAUUCCAGGUUUGCCAGAUCCGGCCACCAUAAUCAAGAUCGCUGAGCUUUUUCAAUCCAUAGGCGAGCAAGUGGUGCCAAUUCUUGUGGAGGCCGUUCUGCCCAGUGUGGAUGAAGCCGGCGAUCGCUUUGCUAGAUCCCUAAACUUCCUGAAAAACUUGAAUCCCGGCACGGAAUUGUUUGCCACCGAGAAGAACGAAUAGUCCAGCAACUUUAUAACGGCUUAAAUUGAAGGAAUCGAAAUGGAAUUUGAUUGACUUUGGUAUCUGGAUAUUUCACGGUUUUUAAAGUUCCUAAAACAUAGCAUUGUAAAAAGUUUAAUAAUUAUUUUAUAAAUGUCAAAUGUAUUUACUAUCUGAAUUUAAAAGUUUUGAAACUUCA